AUGACUCACCAGGUGGAAGGGGUGACUUGGAUGAAAUCCAUGGAAGAUAGUGAGUGGAAGGGAGGAAUUCUUGCGGAUGACAUGGGGUUAGGGAAGACCACACAAGCCCUCUCGCUCGUCAAAUCACGAAUUUGCCCCGAUGCGCGGACGCUACCGACUCUCAUCGUUACUCCCGCGGGAUUGAUCCACCAGUGGGAGCGUGAGACCGAGAACAUCUUUGGUUCAGGCCAGCGUGUCUUUGUGUACUAUCGGCGGAAAGGCCGGCUGACCUUUCAGGAUCUAUGUCAAUACCAUGUCGUUUUAACUACCUACGGGACCCUCUGUUCCGAGUUGAAGCAGAAACCCUACGACUCACCGAUCUUUGGAGACGGCAGGGCGUGGCAACGCAUCAUUCUGGAUGAGGCACAAUGCAUUAAAAACGCUAGAUCAAAGACUGCCAUGGCCUGUUGCGAAGUCGCGGCCACCUAUAGAUGGUGUCUUAGCGGAACACCACUAAUGAACCACCUGGGGGAGCUCUACUCGUUAUUGAAAUUCUUGAGGAUCCAACCUUACGUUAAUACCGACAGCUUCAAUAGUGUAAGUCCGAUAGGAGAGAUCGUAACUUUAACAUGCCUUUGCAUCCUACUAAUAUGGUUGAAGAUUCUCAAAUCGGAGUCUAUCGGUAGAGGGAAUGACGCUGAGACUGCGAGAGACAUGCAGCUGCAGGGUUUUCUAAAGACCAUCAUGCUGCGACGAACAAAGUCGACGAUCCUCAACGGGAGACCGAUCGUGGAGCUUCCUUCGGUAACUAUAGAGGACGUAUAUGUGGCCCUCACGGAGGAAGAGCGAUGCACCUAUGCUGUCCUGGAAAGCUUUACACAGCGCCAUGUGCAACGGUAUCUUAACAAUGGAGGAGAACAGCGGAAAAUUCCUAAUGUGCUGAGCUUGUUACAAUACCUCCGCCAGGCUUGCUGCCAUAUACUUCUCCUUUCCGGUGCAGCACUUACCGCUCUUCAAUCAUCAAGGAGCGAGGAGCACUUGGCGGCAAACGCAUUAUGCCUUCCCGAGGAGGUCGUCACUCGUCUGAGAGAUAACGAGACUAUAUUUCAAUGCCCUGUCUGUUUAGAGAGAGCAUAUAGCCCUAUUAUUUUCUCGCCAUGCGGACACAGUGUCUGUCUGGCGUGCUUUGGGAAGAUGUGCUCCACAACUGCGCCGGAGGGAGCAAGUACCGAAGUGCCCGUGGGGUUUCGCUGCCACAGCUGUCGCGUGACCGUUGAUUUACAAAAAGUGACAGACUAUAGCUCUUUCGUGCUGAGUCACAAUUUCUCGUCGUCCAACCAAGGCAGUUCAACGCUCUUUCCUUCGUCGCUCAAAGCGCUCCUUGGACUGAACGACGAGCGUGACGAAGACGAUGAAGAUAGCGGCAGUGGGAUGGACAUUGGCUUGGAGGCUUGCCGCACUGACCACGUUAUUCCUCCCCUUCGGUACGGGGUGGCUCCGUCUGAGAUGAGCAGCGCUGGCAAGCAAAGCUCUGCAGCGAUGAGAAAGCAAGUUUGGGAGAACCACGAAGCGAGGGUGGCAUAUGGACAUGCCUUACCAAGGAAGUGGGUGAACAGCUCGAAGAUUGAAAAAGCUGCGGAGAUCAUAAAGGCAAUCAGAGACCAAGGAACUGGAGACAAGGUUAUUGUCUUUAGUCAUUUCACUGCCCUCCUAGAUCUCAUUGAGGUCCCUAUCGCGAGGAGCGGCUGGAAAUACCGUCGGUACGACGGACGUAUGACUCCGGCAGAGCGCGGCUCUGCAAUUUCAAGUUUCGCCUCGCAGCCAGACUGUUUGGUCCUACUGGUGUCCCUCAAGGCUGGAAAUGCAGGAUUGAAUCUCACAUGUGCAUCCAACGUCAUUAUUAUGGAGCCCUCGUGGAACCCGUACAUCGAGGAGCAAGCGAUCGGUCGAGUGCAUAGAAUUGGUCAAGAAAGGCAUGUUCGUGUCUACCGGCUUCUGGUAGCAGACACGAUAGAGAUACGCAUUCUCGAACUCCAGGAGAAGAAGCGAAAGCUAGUAAGAGGUUUCUCGAACGGCGCCGUCAUGUUGGGCACUGAUAACCUGAUCAGGGGAGAUAUUGCUUAUAUUUUUGUAAGUGAAAAUUGA
Aspergillus fumigatus Af293 is the source of this 2124-nucleotide messenger RNA. RefSeq names its product putative SWI/SNF family DNA-dependent ATPase. The transcript has a single exon. Gene Ontology annotation, molecular function: ATP binding; ATP-dependent chromatin remodeler activity. NCBI's taxonomy places the organism in Eukaryota, Fungi, Ascomycota, Eurotiomycetes, Eurotiales, Aspergillaceae. Gene Ontology annotation, cellular component: cytoplasm. The record is from RefSeq and is a predicted model, not a curated record. Bases 1 to 2124 code for a protein of 707 amino acids.